GUCUAACGUGCGUCCAAGAGGCUCUACACCUGGCGGGACGAGCACAGGCCUCGGCAGCAGACGGUACCCUGACUAGGAAGCAACAUUACUGCAAGUGGAAUGAUCCUUGUGGUGUUAGGAUGCUGUGGAAGUGAUUCUUCGAAAGCUUUAUGGUGGACAGAUUCUGCAGGUUCUGUAUGGCGACGAGAGGCGAGAUGCAAGGCAAGGAGAUGACUGCAAACCAGAAGAUGACCUUGAGGGUCAUUCUAACAGAGGCGGAUAUAAGAAAAGUCAUCCUAACCACAAGGCCCUCUACAGUCGAAGAUUUGAUAAGCAAGCUUAAAGAAUCACUGGGACUUCAUUAUAACUUUAGUCUCCAAUACCAAGACCCUGAAUUCAAUAAUGAACUAUGCAAUCUGACAGCUACUGAAGAACUUCCAGAAAAACCAACAAUUAAAGUCAUGCCUGUCCUUGAGCUGGUACCUGUCUCAUCUGAUGAAGUCUUCAGUGACACACCCAGUACAGCAGAUACAGACAUACUCUCACACUCAUCUCAGGAGCGACAUAAACAGUGGCCAGAAUUUUUUGAUAUCCCUACCAUGUCUGUGGAUGUAGAGUAUAGACUUAGGCAAGCAGAUCUGCUGUUUAUGAGUGAGGGUACAUACCUUUAAAGUAUCAAAAGAACUAAAACACGAGAUACUUGAAAGAUUGGCAGAGAGCAUGUAUAGCUACACAGCAUACCCAACUGCUGCUCAGUUCGAAAGUGUUGCAGCAGCACUGAUAAACAAGCACCCUUGUCUCCAGGAGCGAGGCUCAACCACUCGCUGUUGUGGUUGGAAAAAUAGCCUUAAGCAUAAAAUGGGUAAUUAUCGAACAAAGCGUAGGCAAUCAGGAUGCCUUGAUGUUUCAGUAAAUGCAGGUAAGCGGGGAAGGCAUUCAGCAGGACAACCAGCUAACAAGCGCAUCAAGAAGGCAAACAAAGGUGAAAUCAACUACUUGCCCAACUUUCCGGAUGGAUUUGAUCAGGCAGCACUGGAGGGGGCCUGUAAAGACUUGGUUAAUGAAAUGCAGAAGAGAACACCAAAUGGACCUCUUGUGAAACAGAAGAUGGAUCAGACUUUUUCUCUGAGAAGAAAAGAGGUAGUGGAGUCGGAACCCGCUAUAAGCACGAUGGUGAAACGCUGGCCUGCCCUUUUCACUGAAGAUCAAGUGUUCAUGGAGUUCAGCAGGAUUGUGGGCAAGAACCUCAAACAGGAGUUCUAUGAGAGCAUCGACCGGCACAGUCCUCGUCUCCUGGAGUUAUUUCAAUCCAAGAGAGGGAAUGUUGGACAGUUGUUGACACAGAUUUCACAACAGACCAAUACUACAGAGCCAACUACGAUCCGGACACAAGUGCUCAGAGGGCUUCCUAUCAUCCUUGGGGACAACCCUACAAACUUCUUCAAAGCAAGCUUUGAAUCUGAUGAUGAUGAUUAUUUUCGUGACCUUGACGUUGGGAUUCUUCUUAUUGAGCGUGAAGGUGCUGUGCUCACGUCUUCCCAGCAUCUCAGUCCAGCCUCGUUGAAAAUCGUCAUUGAGGGAGAAGUUGUAAUGGAGAACAUUCAAGAUCUGCCAAAAGCAAUGUGCAUUUGGACUCAUGUAUGCACUUCAUCUUUACUACCCCAAGACCAUGAAGCUCACAUUUCAGUUCAUCCAACAGCUUCUCCCGUGUGGAAGGUGCUACAGGUAUCAACCAAAACUACUCGUCAAAAAACCCGCUUCUUUCCUUCAGCUGUCAGACGAACACUUAACACCCCCAUGAGACCCCAUUCUGAUCUGAAUGCACUGAAAGCUCUGGACUGAACUGGACUUGUUUGCACAGGUACAUCACUGUACAGUAUCACAUAUAUUCACUGUAUAUUCUCACAUUCAAGGGUUUUCUCCAUGUGUGUUGUUGUAAUUAUUGAUGUUUUAACAUAUGACAGCCAAGCACGUGCACACAUAGACAUCCAAAGCACCUGCCCUUUUUCUCAAGUAUAUCCAGCUGCAGCCCGCAGACGGAAGUUGAUCUUCCAAAUAUGGUUUGUCCCAGAAUCCACCGCGCUCAAAAUGUGAUGACAUUGAUCUCGGCCCACGUACAGGAUAGAUCCUGAUGCAAAGUGUUUAGAGGCCAACAACAGAACUUUAAAUACACUUCUGAGAAGUUUUGAGAAAUCACUGGGUAGAUUACAAAUAUUGGCAGUUUUACAAAAAUUGAUGGUGAAUCAAAAAUGUGUUCAAAUGUUUUUGUGUCGACCAUGGUGUCAACUUGUGUCAAUAUUAUAGCUGCAUUAACGUUUCCUGGAGGCUGCACAGCAACAAGAUGGAGGUUAAUGUGCGCCGCUGUAGGGUUAACCAGUUGACAUGCGACAAUCAAUAACUCAGGUUUAGUCGUAAUUAGGUUGUAAUGUACAGAAUAUUCUUGGUUCGUGAAACUUAAAAUCACUUUGGAACAAAUAAUAAACACGUUUUACGUGUGGUGGCUUCUGGGAUGAACCGUAUAUGGAAGUUCAACUUCCGACACGUUUGUCUGCGGGCUGCAGCUGGACUUUUUCCUUUUUCUACCUCAAGAGGAAGUGCUCUUUUUUUCUGCGGUGCUCCUCCCAGCUACUCUCCUAGAUGUGUUUUUUUGGCUUUUAUGGCGGUGAGUGGUGAUGAACAACAGAUUAAGCUACCAGUGCCUCCAGUUUACACCUCAUAAUUGAACAGAAAAAUACAGGUAACUUGUGUCCUGCUGACAUGCAAGUUUAGCUAAGUCAUAUGUCCAUACAGGCUAAUGUACUUUACUUAAUGGAGACACAACAGGUGAAUAAAGUAAAAUAUUUCAUCAUAACUGACACAUUGAUAUGCAAAUCAGACUUUAAUUAUUUGCAUACAUUUGACUAGGCACUGCAGGUGAAUAGGAUAAACAAACAAACAACAGAAGAAGAAGACGACAUACUUUAUUAAUCCCACAAGGCGGAAUUCAAUGUUCUCACUCUGGUAUUGUUAGAAAGGUUCAGAUGUUGUGUUGUUAACGCCUUGUCUGAUAAUAGUCACAAUAUUACUAUUCAAAUGGCUGUAGUGUUUUCUAAUGGAGUAGGUAUAGUGGCUUAGUGUGAUGGUUAAUGUUCACUGGUUUCGUUUUUAAUAUCCCUGUGAGGGGGCAUGGUUAAUGCUCUAGUUCACCUGAGUUAGUUCAGAGCAGUGGAGGAAUAAAGACGUGUGCCUACAUGUUACAGUUUGCUAGGUUAAUGUGAAAAAGGGAAGUGUGCGUUUGACUCAGAUGCAGAUGCCCCUGCAUCGAGACACUGCAGUUGAAAUCUAUUAUUGUUAUUAGUAGGCACACACGGGUCUGAAAUACACAUGCAACAACACACGGAGAAAUGUCAGAGGCUUCUCACCUUUAGUUUUUAACACACUAAAAUUACCUUUGUUAAAGGUUAGGUCUUUGGCAGGAAAUACAUUUUUAUUCAGUGAUUUUAGUGUUUCAUAAGUGAAGCUAGAGUGCAU
Micropterus salmoides (largemouth bass) is the source of this 3489-nucleotide messenger RNA. RefSeq names its product sterile alpha motif domain-containing protein 3-like. The coding region runs from base 700 to 1821 and encodes 373 amino acids. The transcript has 8 exons. The record is from RefSeq and is a predicted model, not a curated record. NCBI's taxonomy places the organism in Eukaryota, Metazoa, Chordata, Actinopteri, Centrarchiformes, Centrarchidae.